AUGUCAACAACAACAACCUCUACACAGACAACAUCGGCCACGUUGAGUAUUCCAGCAAUUGCGCCAUUGGCAAUUACUUCUGGAAGAUUAAACUCGACGAUUUUGGAAACUGGCGGUUUAUUCGGCUCUGCAUACCGUUGGGGGAAUGAACCUCAUGAAUUCGGUAUGAGAAGAUUGGCUGGUUCUGCCGAGGAUGGUAAAGUGAGAGAUUGGUUUGUAAAGGAAUGUAAAUCUCUGGGCUGUAAGAUCAAAGUUGACAAAAUUGGGAAUAUCUUCGCGAUCUACCCAGGUAAGGACAAGACAAAUAAGCCACCAACGGCCACAGGAUCGCACUUGGAUACCCAGCCGGAAGCUGGUAAGUAUGAUGGUAUUCUGGGUGUUUUGGCCGGGUUAGAAGUUUUGAGAACUUUCAAGGACAAUAAUUAUACACCAAAUUACGACGUGUGCGUCGUUGUUUGGUUCAAUGAAGAAGGAGCGAGGUUUGCUCGUUCAUGUACAGGCAGUAGUGUAUGGUCGCAUGAUUUGGAUUUACAAGAAGCCUACAAUCUAGUCGCAAUUGGCGAAGAUAAACCAGAGAAUGUUUUAGAGUCAUUGACCAAUAUUGGAUACCUUGGUGAUACACCAGCAAGUUACAAAGAAAAUGAAAUUGAUGCUCAUUUUGAACUGCAUAUUGAACAAGGCCCAAUUUUAGAAGAUGAAAACAAAAAGGUCGGUAUAGUUACAGGUGUUCAAUCGUAUCAUUGGGCAAAGAUCACUGUCAAGGGUUGUGGUGCCCACGCGGGUACGACACCAUGGAGGCUAAGAAAGGAUGCUCUGUUGACAUCUGCCAAGAUGAUAGUUGCCACCUCCGAGAUUGCUAAAUCCCGUCAAGCGUUAGCUACUUGCGGUGUUAUCGAUGCCAAACCAUAUUCGGUCAACAUUUUACCAGGUGAAGUCACUUUCACUUUGGAUAUCAGACAUCCAGAAGAUUCAGUUACAGCCUUGAUUUUAGAAGAAGUUAAAGAAGAGUUUAACAAGCUGGUCAAGGCAAAUGAAGCUGGCCCAUUGUCGUAUGAAUGGGAAGUAUUACAGAUUUCUCCAGCUGUUAAAUUCAAUGAGACUUGUAUCGAGUGCGUUUCCAGAUCUGCGUUUGCACAAUUCAAAGAAACUGAAGUAAGACAGAUAUGGUCUGGUGCUGGACACGAUUCCUGUCAAACUGCACCACAUGUACCAACUUCCAUGAUUUUUAUACCCUCUAAGGAUGGUCUCUCUCAUAACUAUUAUGAAUAUUCAUCUGCAGAAGAGGUAGAAAACGGGUUCAAAGUUUUACUGCAAGCGAUUAUCAACUACGAUAACUACAGAGUCUUGAGAAACAAAUAA
Molecule: messenger RNA, 1359 nt
Organism: Zygotorulaspora mrakii
Lineage: Eukaryota; Fungi; Ascomycota; Saccharomycetes; Saccharomycetales; Saccharomycetaceae
Product: M20 family metallo-hydrolase
Exons: 1
Coding region: 1-1359 (452 amino acids)
Molecular function (GO): hydrolase activity, acting on carbon-nitrogen (but not peptide) bonds, in linear amidines
Source: RefSeq, a predicted model, not a curated record